Messenger RNA from Cooperia oncophora, 465 nucleotides. The record is from the annotation of a GenBank genome assembly. NCBI's taxonomy places the organism in Eukaryota, Metazoa, Nematoda, Chromadorea, Rhabditida, Trichostrongylidae.
AUGCUCCCCCAGGCUAGUGUUGUGACCUUCACGAAUAUAGGUAAAAAGACAGAGAUAACCAAUCCAGAAGGACGCCCCGACUUGACGAGUCACGAUACAGUCGAAUCGCAUGAAACCUACGCAGUAAUUCGUCAUAAUACGCUAAAAGUCACGAAGAUUCCGGAUUUGGAAGUCAAUGCUUGUCUUCGAAGAUGUACUCGAUUCUAUGAGAGAUAUCAGACGUCAGGACUGAUGACAUUGUUAAGAAGAAGUGUCCGAGUCAGACAAAACAAAUUGUUAAACGUGCAGAACUUUCCACACAGCGGAGGUGUGCGCCGUCAUUCUCCAAUUCGUAAACUACAACCGAGGUCGUCUCAGAAGAAGAAGCAAGAUACACAGAAAGAGCAGGAAACGCUUCCUUCAUAUGCUCAAGACGAUGUGAACUUUUGCGCCGGCUUCCGGCAGAGACCCGAAAAACCCCACUGA